This is a messenger RNA of Odontomachus brunneus, 3529 nucleotides long. It is a transcript of the gene Srp54, whose product is annotated as probable splicing factor, arginine/serine-rich 7. The record is from RefSeq and is a predicted model, not a curated record. Lineage: Eukaryota; Metazoa; Arthropoda; Insecta; Hymenoptera; Formicidae. Gene Ontology annotation, cellular component: nucleoplasm. Bases 1034 to 2518 code for a protein of 494 amino acids. The transcript is spliced from 3 exons. Gene Ontology annotation, molecular function: RNA binding.
CAACACAUGUAAUAUAACCGGAAAUUGUCGAUAGACUGCCACGUAAAUGUGUUCCUGCUCGCAAAGAGUUUCGCGUAAUGAUGCGAACGAACUUUUGAUUUCAUGCCUUCGAAAUGCUCGCAUCGUUAAAUCCGUCGCGGGGGCGGAAUAAUUGCAUGCUCGACGUUGCUCCCUACAAAGUACGCUAUACUUUCUAUUCUACGAAUCACCAAGUCCUCCUCGUUACAGCCAUGAAAGAUUAAAGAUCAAUGAGGUCAAUUGAAGGAGCAUGACCUCGCGCUGAAUGUAGCCGAACAUAAGCAUAUAUCGGCACGACUAAACGUUGUCGACAUGGGUCGCUACGAAAAAACGGACAAAAGUGAAAAAGUGAUUCGAAGUCAUUGACUGGCCUAUAGUGAAAAUAUGGAAAUUAGUUAGCGAGAUGUUUGAUAUGUUAUAAAAAAUUCGUGAUGUAUAAUAAUAUUCUGUGAAAUUAUUCGGCAAAAUAACUUCAAAGUGAGAUUUAUUUUACAAUUAAUUUAUUAUUAUGGAUUCUUAGAUUUAAAUUUUUCGUAUUAUUGAUAUAUGAAAUAUUUUUGAUAAUUAAUAUCUUGGAUAAAAAAUUCUGCUGGAGCCUAUUGGACAAUUAAAAGAAAAAUCAUAUUUGAUAUGCUGUUUCUUUAAAAAAUUCAAAUAUGCCGCGAUAAUCGAAUUACGAUAUGAGCCACGCACAAUCGCGACUUUGCAUUCGAUUUUGACCACGAGUGCAGCUAAUUUCAGCUCGUGCAAGCUCGUGUUUCCAACCGCUAUUUGGUGAGAUUGAGCGGAGCAACGAAGAAAUUCGAGGAGUGUUUUUGCCGUGUGAAAAAUUAUAAUUAAAAUUUUGUGAAAAUUUGCGUGCGUCCGUCUGAAAUGGGGACAAAGUUUGAAUGAUAAGUAUGACGUGACUUUUGUCAAAUUCGAUUGAACUGACGAACCUAACCUCAUUCUGUAACUUUUGUUGCGUUUGGUUGCGUAUCGUUCCGAGUGAAUCGGGUGACAAACCGCGUCCAGAAUGGCGGUCGGCUCGACGAAGGUUGUCCAGGUGACCAAUAUCGCGCCCCAAGCUACCAAGGACCAAAUGCAGACUCUCUUCGGAUACCUCGGCAAAAUUGAGGAUAUCAGAUUGUAUCCUACAAUUAGGGACGUCGCCGUGCCCGUACAGUCACGCAUAUGCUACAUCAAGUUUCACGACCAGGGUUGCAUCGCCGUGGCGCAACACAUGACUAACACUGUCUUCAUUGACCGUGCAUUGAUAGUGAUCCCUUACCAGAACGGAGACAUUCCAGAUGAACAACGUGCUCUGGAGCUUACUAACAAUGGCACAGUCGUACCAGGCCUCUAUCCAUCGGAGCCAAAGUUGCCGCCGAACGUAGUGAACGCCAUCGAGGGUAUCCCUCCAAACCAUGUCAUCACCACGAUGGACCCCAAGUUAGAAACGAAUGGUUUGCCGUCUUACCCGCAUCUACCGGGUCACUUGGAUAGCAGACGUAUCGAGGAGAUCCGCCGAACACUGAUAGUGGCGAAUCUGGAUGCGUCGGUGAGCGCCGAGCAGCUGUUGGAAUUCUUCGGCAACAACAACGUGGAGAUCAAGUACCUGCGUAUGUGCAGUAGGGACUCGGACACCGAGCACUACGCGCUGGUAGAAUUGUCGGAGCAAGGCGCCGUGAUCGCCGCGCUGUUGCUGAACGGAAAGUCACUGGCGGAACAUCCGAUUAAGAUCUACCACUCGACGCAGGCGAUCGCGAAGCCGGAGGCGAAGAGUAAUGAGGCUGCACAGAAAGAGAUAGAAGAGGCGAUGUCGCGGGUGAAGGAAGCGCAUAAUCUCAUCUCCGCGGCGAUCGACCCGAUGAUCGGCAUGCUGUCCAAAGAUAAACGCAGCAGGAGUGGCUCGCGCAGCCGGAAGUCUCGCUCGCGCUCGCGUGGCCGCAGCCGGCGUUCCAGGUCGCGCAAAAGAUCGCGCUCACGCCAUCGACGUUCGCGAUCUCGUCAUCGUCGUCGCUCGCGUUCGCGCUCCAAACGCUCGAGGUCGAAGGAGCGCCGGCGCAGCUCGCCGUCGCGACGACGCAGUGGCUCGCGCAGUCGUCACAGAUCACGCUCCAGAUCACGUCGAUCAAGAUCACGCCGCUCGCCGUCCAGAUCGAAAGAACGCAAAAAGAGAUCGCCACGACGUCGUAGUCGUUCGCGCUCGCGCAGCAAACGCUCCAAGUCGAGAUCUAGACGCUCGCGCUCUAAAUCCAAAUCCAGGUCGUCCAAGUCCAAGUACUCAGACAAGUCCAAGGACAAGGACAGGGAGAGACGUAGCAAAGACAAGUCGGACAAUGGUAAGAGAAGUGACAGCGAUCGGGAAAGGCCCGAAAAGGAGAGCAAGAGCGAGAAGAAAAGGUCUAGUAAGGAGAAGAAGUCCAGCGACAAGUCAGAGUCGAAGUCUGAGGAAAAAGGCAGAUCCGCUUCGGAAAGCAAUGACAGCAAGGAGAAGACUACCGAAUCGGAGAGCUAGACGGAACAAGCUACGCAAUUCGACGGAGUUUCAUUCGUAUUCGAUAAUUUCGUCAGUUUUUGAAAGCCAUCUUUUGUCUUCAUGUAUUAAUACAGUAACAAAAAAAAGAAGAAAAUACAUAGCUUUAUGGCAUUCGAGAGCUUCUUCCUUUCGGAGGUGACGAUCCAUUCGCUCAUUGAUAACCGGAUGUUAUCGCCAACUGUCGACUGAUUAUUACUUAGAUUUUAGGCUUUGACUUUAGUCUUUGACCGCUUUUUUUCGGGACAGGCGGCGGCGGCGGCUUGAAAGUCACCUCAUCAUUCACUUCUAUCAAAGGUACUUUUGAUGGCCUUAAACAGUCAUGAAAAACAGUGUGCUAUGAUAUGCGAUUUGAUUAUGAUGUGUAUCAGUCUUAACUUAUUGCAUAGUAUAAUUUUAAUUGAGUAAAGACAAAACUGUCAACGUUAUAUGAACUAAUUGUUAUAGCGACGAUUUAAGUGCACUGUAACAACAUCAACAUUAAUAUGUACAAACGAUGGAUCGUACGGAAGGAAAUAUGUCUCUCUCUGAAAAAUAAUACUUCGAGACGAUUGUACCUUUAACUGUUGAAUUAUUUUCUAUAUUAAGAAAUGAACGAGCAUACCCAGCUAUUGCCUGAUUCUCGUAAAUAACCACGUCGUCGUAAAUCUUCAUUGGUACUGGCGCGCGGAAGAGCGAUCUUUGCACAUUCUCUAUGGUAGUUCGUCUCUUUAAUACCAUCUGUAAUUUUUUUUAUAUGUAAUUAUCUUCCAGCAUUGUAUUUCUCCCCGAAACCAAAAUAUGUUUUUUUUUUUUAUAUUAUCUCUCACCAUUCCAGUGUUUCUGUCAUGCAGUGAAGACAUUUCCAUCGAGCUAUCCAUGUGAACUUUUCUGUGUAAUACAUCAUCCACUUGGUUACCUCCUGUGAAUUACGAUGAACAUUUUCUGUAUAAUGUCUCGAGCGCUUCUGGGAUAUUAUGCAAAAGCCGUUAAAUUAAAUAUUUUCAAAGUUUA